This is a messenger RNA of Letharia columbiana, 414 nucleotides long. RefSeq lists its product as uncharacterized. The record is from RefSeq and is a predicted model, not a curated record. The coding region runs from base 1 to 414 and encodes 137 amino acids. Lineage: Eukaryota; Fungi; Ascomycota; Lecanoromycetes; Lecanorales; Parmeliaceae. The transcript has a single exon.
AUGGCCAGCUCGGGACGGAUUUCAGCCAAGGAGUGGGAAAGGGGUUCGGAUUGGGAAGUAGGCCCCGUGUCGACGCGGCUGGAGAUACACGUCGUCGCUGGGCUGGGCUGGGCUGGGCUGGGCUGUGCGGUGGGUCGGGAGGAAGGGAAGGAAGUCCAUACGAGCUAUUUUCAUGCAUCAUCAACAUUUCCGCAGCGAUGUCUGUUCUGUUCAUCUAGGAAACGACGCCAUAAACGACCGACAUCGAAACAGAGUCGAAAGAGGAACCAUCCAAAUCCGGUACGGCAGACCCCAAGUACUAUACUCCCACCACAGAUCCUCGUCAAGCGCGUCGAAUGCAGAGCUCGCGACGCCGCUUCGAGCUUUCGAUUAGGAAUAUCGCCGGAUGAGGAGUACACUGCGGAUGAAUGGUAA